UUUAUUGAGGGCAGAUUAGUUGAAGUCUGGAUGCUGCGUUUCAAUACUCGUUGUACAUGCCUUUACAAUGUCGGUAUUGUUUGCUACUGUGUGUGAACCUAUUCAAAAUAUACACUUUUUAACACCAAGCAAAGUCCUGUCUAAAUAUACACAGUAAGUCUGGAAAGAUGUCCAUGACCCGUACAAAUCUCUGUAAAUCACACUUCCAUAGCUACAGAAACCAAACAAAAGAGUUACCAGCUCAAGAUGCUGAUUAAAUCUUCUUAAAAGCAACAUACCUAAUAAUAAAUAUAGUUGCACGGUAGCAAGGUCUGACGACCCAGCUGUGUUUUACUGAGGGAUGGACUCAAACCACCACUACGGAUAUUUUCCCUGCUCUCAAUUUCAUAAUUAUAAUUUUUAAAAAUGAAUAAAAAAAUUUUUAAAAACUCAAAACCACUUUGGCUCGCAUCCCUUUCCUCUUCCCCGCACGAGAGCCUUGCAAGUUGGGGGGCAGAGUUAGCGGAGAAAAGGAGAGGCACGGGGUAAAGCCCCGGCGGAAUUGGGGGUGAGGAACAACCUCGCAAGGUCGCUGGGCUCCGGAGAAAGGAAGGGGCGAGGGGAGGUGAGGCGAGUGGGAGGAGGAAAGCCAGAAUACAAGAAAAACAAAGUGGAGAGAAGGAAGAGAAAGGAGAGGGAAAGGGAAGACGAGAAGGAGCGGGAGGGCGGGGAAGCGAGGAGUGGGACGGGGGAGGCAGCGAGCGGGGCGCCGCUGGGGUCGGUGGCGGAGCCGGGCGGCCGCAGCAGAUCCGGGCUGGGCGCCCUGGGCGGCUCCCGGCGGAGCGGCCGCGGAACUCCGCAGACAGCGGAUCCCUCCUUCCGCGGAGAGGGGCAGGGAGCGGGAGAGGGGAGGAGAGACUCUUCGGUGAACCAGGGCUAAACCCAGCCUGUACUGUAUGUGCCUGCUUCUGGGAGGGUCACCGGCGCGAGGAUGGGUCUAAUGAUCUCAUCUUUCUUUUCUUCCCCGGCACUAUUAGUGCUCAGAUAGGCAGAAUGAAGUGAAACUACGUGCAAAUCAUGUGUAAAUUGUCUCAGUUAGGAGCCCUUUAUCCGAACGUGUAUCCCAGCCUGGCCCAUUUACUUUCCCCCCAUAUCUCCUUUAGCUUUAACGAGGCUCGUUAAGAUCACAAUAAUAUUCCACCCUCUAAUUGCUCAUCCCAUUCAACAAAUAUGUGCACACUGCUUUUCGCAUUAUUUGAUCCCUUAUUUAGGAGGGGUGUGGAGAAGGAGGGGGGAGAGACAGGGAGAAGGGGAAGUGCUGAGAUUAGGAGUUGCAAAGAUUAAGGAGGAAAAAAAAAAAUCCAAACAACAAACCAGGCUUUUCCACCAACCGCCCGGCUUCCCUCCCCCCCGUGCAUUUGGGCGAAGUGGUAAAAACCUUCCUUACGUACUCCGUAAUGAUUGGCAGGGCUGACAGUGAUUGGCAGCGGCUGCCAUGGCAACGCCACAACGACACUCAGAAGACCAAUAGAAAAGCGAAACAAAAUGUUUCAGCGCUGCACUCACUGUGGAUUUAGGGGAGAUAUUAUGAGGCUGUUGUCAUUAGGGCGAUCGCUGUUGAAUCACUGAAUCCUGACUCGGCGGCGGCGCGGGGCCGGGUGUGUGUGAGUGCGUGUGCGUGUGGGGUGUGUGUGAGCGCGCGUGUGCGUGUGCCCGCGUGUGCGUGUGAGUGUGUGUGCCCCCGUGCCUCUAUGUGGCUGUGUGUGCGUGUGCGGGUGUGGAUGCGUGCGCGGUGCGUGUGCCCUUUCCUCCCUUCUUCCUCCCUUUCUUUCUUUUCUCCUUGAUUUAUCUCCCCCUCUCCCCGGUCAUCCCAUGGUGUUCAGGUCCCCGCUAGAGCUUUAUCCCACCCAUUUCUUCUUGCCAAACUUCGCCGCCGAUCCGCACCACCGCUCCCUCCUUCUCGCCAGCGGCGGCGGCGGCGGCGGCAGCGGCAGCGGCUCGGGCUGCAGCCCCGGUGCCGGCGGCGGUGGAGGCGGCAGCUCCCGGGCACCCCACGAAGAGUUGUCAAUGUUUCAGCUGCCCACACUCAACUUCUCCCCGGAGCAAGUGGCCAGCGUCUGCGAGACGCUGGAGGAGACUGGAGACAUAGAAAGGCUGGGGAGGUUCCUCUGGUCGCUGCCGGUGGCGCCGGGGGCAUGCGAGGCCAUCAACAAGCACGAGUCCAUCCUCCGCGCCCGGGCGGUGGUGGCCUUCCACACGGGCAACUUCCGAGACCUCUACCACAUCCUGGAGAACCACAAAUUCACCAAGGAGUCCCACGGCAAGUUGCAGGCCAUGUGGCUCGAAGCGCACUACCAGGAGGCCGAGAAGCUAAGGGGUCGCCCGCUGGGGCCGGUUGAUAAAUACAGGGUGAGGAAGAAGUUUCCGCUGCCCAGGACCAUUUGGGAUGGCGAGCAGAAGACGCACUGCUUCAAGGAGAGGACUCGCAGCCUCCUGAGGGAGUGGUACCUGCAGGACCCUUACCCCAACCCCAGCAAGAAAAGGGAACUGGCUCAGGCCACGGGGCUCACCCCCACGCAAGUAGGCAACUGGUUCAAAAACCGAAGGCAAAGAGACAGAGCAGCGGCGGCUAAAAACAGGCUCCAGCACCAGGCGAUAGGACAGAGCGGCAUGCGGUCGCUGGCAGAGCCCGGCUGCCCGACACACAGCUCGGCCGAGUCUCCGUCCACGGCGGCCAGCCCGACCACCAGCGUCUCCAGUUUGACAGAAAGAGCCGAGACGGGCACCUCCAUCCUCUCGGUAACCUCCAGCGACUCGGAAUGUGAUGUAUGAUAUCGGAAAACAAACAAACAAAAAAAUCCAAAUCCAAACAGCCAAGCACCCUCUCCCCGUCCCGAGCAAAACAAACCGAGGCAACCUAGAAUCAGGACACACACACGCAUGCACGCACACACACAGCCGGGAGGAAAGAAAAGGCCAAACCCGACCCAAACAUAAUAGCAAACAAACAGACAGGGAUCAGAGAAUCCACCACCACCAUCACCGUCAGCCAACACCACCACCAAGAGAUGGAGCUAAAACUUCAACAGUCACAAACGCUGGUGCUGCAGCGGGAAGGGUGGGGGGGAGGGCGGGAAAUAAUAAUUAUUAUAUAUAUAAAAAGAAAGAAAAAAAAAACAAAGCAAAAGUGACAAUUGUAUUCUUUUUAGGACAAGCACGAUUUCUCCUUUGCGCUUUUCCAUGGACGCAUUUCACCCACUUGCAUGAUGAUGAUGAUUAAAUUUGUAUCUGGGAAAAAAUAUUCUCUAUAGUAAAGGAAAACAAACAGAAACCAGACAAACAAAUGCAAACUCCGAUCGAAUUUGUACAAAAAUCAAAAAUAAAAAAAAAUUUAAAAGGAACUCCUUGAAGAGGGAAAUAACAAAUGUUUAUCGCCUUUUUGUUGGUCCUAUUUCUCUUUCUCUCUUCCUCUCUCUUUCUGUCUUUUUUGUCUUUUUUUUUUUUUUUUUUUUUUUUUAGUCCGAGUGAUGGUCCAGCCAAGAUGCAAUUUUCUGUUUUUUUGUUCCGCAGACAAUCAUUUUAUUCGUAAGCACCUUUUUUUCUACACUUCUGUCACUGCCUGUGUGGGUACUGGUUAUAAAUGUGGAAAAAGAAUAGUUAUGACUGUAACAGAUUUUUAUUUUUAUUUCAAAAUUUUAUAUGAAUUAUGUAUAUCUUAAUGAUGCGGUCAUUUUCCCAGUUUGUAAUAUAUGUGUAGAAAUGCUUGUAUAUGAUAUUUGCUCUCCUCUUUCUUCCUCCCCUCUCUCUAUUUCCCUCCAACCCUUUCUCUCUCUCUCCUUUUUUAUUUUCCUUGACUCGGUGUUCCUUGCACAAACUUAGCCGUCAAAAUCUGACGUGCUAGGUUUCCAAAAGGGACCUCAGCGAUAGAAAAAAAAAAAAAAGAAAAAGAAAAAAAAAAAGCUUAGGGUGCAACUGUAGUUAUCUUAUGCAAAAGCUAUUUUGAGUAUUUCAUAGCAGCUUUGGGGGGUCUCUUAAACUCCACGUAGGACGCUUAAACUAUUGUUUCCUUAACUGCGUGUUUAUCUAUAUGUACAAACUUUCUAAAUCAAAUACAGUAUUCCAUUUUCUUAUCUA
Messenger RNA from Passer domesticus (house sparrow), 4113 nucleotides. RefSeq names its product SIX homeobox 3 (gene SIX3). Gene Ontology annotation, biological process: regulation of transcription by RNA polymerase II; eye development; brain development. The record is from RefSeq and is a predicted model, not a curated record. The transcript has 2 exons. Gene Ontology annotation, molecular function: RNA polymerase II cis-regulatory region sequence-specific DNA binding; DNA-binding transcription factor activity, RNA polymerase II-specific. The coding region runs from base 1852 to 2811 and encodes 319 amino acids. Gene Ontology annotation, cellular component: nucleus; transcription regulator complex. Lineage: Eukaryota; Metazoa; Chordata; Aves; Passeriformes; Passeridae.